Messenger RNA from Austrofundulus limnaeus, 2302 nucleotides. RefSeq names its product ring finger protein 169 (gene rnf169). Lineage: Eukaryota; Metazoa; Chordata; Actinopteri; Cyprinodontiformes; Rivulidae. The record is from RefSeq and is a predicted model, not a curated record. The transcript has 5 exons. The coding region runs from base 300 to 2033 and encodes 577 amino acids.
CUAAAAUUGGAUUAACCUGAUUAUCAUUCGUUCAUUUUAUUUAUUAUAUAAAUGGCACUGCAUACAAUAUACAGCAACAUUAAUAUAAAUGGAUAACACAAUAAAGCAUAAAGCUUGUUUCCAUUGUGGUCCAGCUAUGAUGACUUAGUUUAGAGCCUUUUGUUAAAAAGUCUCUGGUUUUAUUUUGAAAUCUGAUCAGGCCGGCGGGCUUCACGCGCGUUCACCGUGCUCUCGCGCUGCUCGGGGCGGAGGGGCGGGGUUUGUUUUGAGAGCGGAGCGGAGAGAGAAGACCAGGAAAGAUGGCGACCGCGGGGCUAGUCGAACAUCUCUCCGGCCCGACCCCAGCCGACAUGUCCCGGUUAGCGCCCGGCCCCGGAGCAGCCGGGUGCCGGUCCGGGUCCAACCCUCCGGACAGCGGGGCGAAGAGGUGCGCGGCCUGCGCGGAGCGUCGGCCCGGCGGCAGCUCGGCGGCCUGUCCCCUGUGCCCGGCCCGGAGAGUCCCGGCCAGCGAGGAGCGGCUCCGGAGGAGGAGCGACCCCGAGAGAGGCAGCAGCAGGGCGGGCAGGAGGGACUGCGACUGUCGGAGAGAACUCUUCGUCUGCCCGGCUCUCAUCCCAAAGUCUGCAGACGUCCUCUCAGACCUGACAGGGAAGCACAAGGUGGGCCAGGUUCUGGGUUCUGAUGACAGAGACGAGGCGAGGAGGAGGAACUCUGUGAUCUGUAGAGACGAAUCUGGACCGGGCCGUCGUGUCGAKGAACCGGGGGUUCUGUCCGACUCGGAGAACGAGGAGCCCAUCAGCAGGAGGAUCAGAAACAUCUCGGCCUUCUUCAGAAAAACCAAAAACUGCUCGGCUUUCAGCAGUGGGUCUCAGAGGAGUCAGAGCUGCACCGACCCGAUGGAGGACCAAGGAGGAAAGAUGAAGGUCAUGAUCCAGCCGGCGGCRGUGAUGGAGCGGGUGGGAAUCAGCCACAGCUCAGCCGCAGGAAUCCUGCUCUCAUCAGAGAACAGCCGCUCCGUCUCCGCCCCCAUCACGGCUCCGGACCGGAGACUCACCUGGAGGCCGGUUCUGACCUCCUGCACUCCUCUAGGCCUGGCCCCGCCCAGAACCGAGCGCUCCAUCAGCCCCGAGAGCAACGACAGCAUCUCUGAGGAACUCAACCACUUCAAGCCCAUCGUGUGCUCACCGUGCACGCCACCCAAACGCCUGCCGGACGGCCGCCUCAUGGAGCCCGCCAUCGUGAAGUCCACACCACGGAACCUGACCCGCGGGCUGCAGAAGGUCACCAGCUACGAGGCCAGUCCGGCGGUCCUGCAGAAGUGGCGGCAGAUUGAACUGGACCGACAGAGCCUCAAAGUGAACUCCAAGGCCACGCUGACGAGUCCAGUCUCUGAGCUCCACAGCAGGUCCGAUGGGGGCGCCGGUGCCACAAAGACCCGCCAACACCGAGCCAGGGACGGCGUGGUCGCGCCUUCCAACAAGAGGAAGCUGCUGUUCGAACCUCCGGCCGGAGACGGGGAAGACUUCCAGAAUCAGUCCGUAAAGAUCCGGGUCCCCGCCCUACGUUACAGCAGCAACACGACUCUGCGAGGAUGUUCGGACAAGGAGCCCGCAGGAAGUACCGCUGAGCCRGGCGGACCGGCGCUGUUCUGCAGGAAACACUCCAUCUCACCGUACYCCAACGACACCAGUAAAUUAGUGCCGAAGGACUGGCAGACUGCCAGGAGGGAGUCCGACAGCAGCAUCCACAACCAGCCUACCUCCAGGAGGGGCAAGAAGAGGAUCCAGAAGACCAAACACCUGGACCCUGGUCCUGACCCAGACCUGAAGAGGAGCCAGCUUGUGAACCAGGAGGCACUCUGUCAGAUCCAACAGGACCGAGCGCUCGCCCUUAAACUGCAGAGACAGUUCGACCUGGAGAACCGCAGCCACAGGACCAGCCCAAACAGGUACUUCCUGCGGUCCUGGAGGUCUACGCAGAACCACAGGAGGCAUGGCCUCAGGAGGUCCCAACGAAUCAGCAAGAAGCACUGAGGAGUCGGCUCAGCACGAAGACUGGAGAAGCUGAAAAUACGCAAAGACCCAAAGGUUCCUGAAAGUUUUUAUACACCGGACGUUUCUUCCAAACACCAGCAGAGAACCAAAAGCACGAGUCAGAACGCCUGAUUGGAUCUGAGAGAACCCGGCUAGAUCCAGAACCUAACCUGAGGACUUAAACCAGAACCUUAAACCUGACCUGAGGAUUUAGUUUGAACCUGACCUGAAGAGUUAGUUUGAACCUGACCUGAGGAGUAAGUUUGCAC